Molecule: messenger RNA, 2014 nt
Organism: Oreochromis niloticus (Nile tilapia)
Lineage: Eukaryota; Metazoa; Chordata; Actinopteri; Cichliformes; Cichlidae
Product: sialoadhesin-like
Exons: 5
Coding region: 1107-1847 (246 amino acids)
Source: RefSeq, a predicted model, not a curated record
AAUAAAACAAUUCUAAAACCCGUAAAACUACCACAUUCAUUAAAAACCCCCUGUUCUAAUUAUGUCACAUGUUCAUUAUGGGUCCAUCAGCAGGCCGGGAAUUCCUUCUUUAGAGCUGAGUCCACGUCAGCCUCGUCUUCGGCAGACAAGAAAGAGCCUCCCAUCUUCUUGUCCUUCCGCUGGCCCAUCACUUCCCAGCCCGGCUUGCGUUCUGCACCCGAAUCCAUUAUGCGACCACCGCCACAGCUCCCCUUCCGUCGGUGUCCUGUAACAUAACAAAUAGGGGCCAGAACAAUGGUCCCAGAAGCGGCCCGGCUCAUGGCCAUGGCGACCCUCUCCCAAUCCAGCUGCACCCAGUAAACAGUAGAGACCCUACUCACAAAUGCAGGCAGAGGUAAACCUCUGCCCUGCUGCCAGUCACACGCGUUGUUUCCUACUGUUGCCGUUCAAUGAGGUCAGGACCGGGUUGCCGGGUCGCUGUGUCACGCUGGCCAUCUAGCACUAACCUUCCAGUCUGAGGCCUCUCUCCCUUCAGCGCUCAGCUAGCCUGCUUUUAAAAGGUCUUUACACAGCUGAUAGGCCACCUCUGGACACACCCAUGCCUCAGCAGGUGGUCCCUAUCAGCUAAUUUGUCCCAUGUGCAGCCAGUCCACAGUGGAUAAAAACCAUGUCACAUAAAACACUAAAAACCAUGCAAUAGAAAUAGAAUAAAACCAUGCAAAUAAAACAACACUCAUAAAUAACCACUAAAAAUCAAAAUAAAACAAUAUACAAGAUAAAUACACAUUUCCACUGUGUGACAUCCCCCCAUAUUUUAACUGUGACAGUCCCUGUCACAACAUUCAGGUGCUCUGUCCAGGAGGGUGGCUGGACAACAUUUGACCUUGCUGGCUACUGUGUCUCUGGUAGUCCCUUCUGUACACGUAACACAUGAAACAUCAGCAAUAAUCUGCUACCAACGAGUUCCUUUGAAUGCAUCCUAGAAAAGUUACAGCACAGGUGUUCAGGAUGAAAACUGCUGGACAGUGAAUUAUGUCAAGAGGAGAAUCUGUGCUCUGGAAGGAUCUUCAGUCAACAUUAUCAGUAAAUACUCACAUCCUGAUAACAUGAAACCAGAGUUUAAAUUAUGGAUUAAAAAAUGGAGAACAGGGGAUAAGGAACUUGAAAAACCGAUUGAGCCUUCAGGUCGUGUGGAGUAUCACGACAAUGUGAAGAACCAACAUACCCUGACCAUCAAAAACCUGAAGAAGAAUGACUCAGGAGAAUAUACAUUCAUCCUGAAACGACAUGAUAAAGAACUGAAACUGCCUGGAGUCUUUUUGAUUGUCACAGAGCUGAGAGUGAAGAUGAGUCCUUCUGCAGUGGUGACAGAGGGUCAGAGAGUCACACUGACCUGCAGUACCAGCUGUCCUCUGACUGACAACACAAACUACAUUUGGUACUUGAACAGUCGACCUCUGAACAUGACAGAGACACACAACAAACAUCUGAUCCUAGACGCAGUCAGCAGGGAGAAUAUAAGAAAUUAUUCCUGUGGUGUUAAAACCAACAAGGAUAGCACCACAGCUCAAUGGCUACCAGCAGCUGCAGGAGGUUUUGCAGCUCUCCUGUUAAUAAUAAUAAUACUUCUCACUGUGUUCUGCUGCCGGGGAAAAAAGAAGGCUUCCAGUCAUUCUCCAAAGAGUGAAAUAUCAGACAACAAACAGCAGGUCAGCCUUAAUCCCAUAUAUGGAAACAACCCAGCUCAGCACAGCAGGAUGCUUGACACCAUGAACCACGAAGCUCAGCUCUAUGCCAAUGAAGUUGAUCUCUAUUCCAAUGGCGCUAGUCUCUACUGUAACCUCUAAUAUUGAGUCAUUGCCUACAAGAAAAGCACCACAGUUGAUGAGUCCAGAGUGUUAAACAAUCACAGUCUAUAGUGGAAAUAUAAGGUAAAAUACAGUAGAAAUUAGUAAAAAAGUAAAAAUGCAUAGGGUUUUCAACUUAAAGAUAGCCUACGAUAUUACGUGUUGCA